Messenger RNA from Melitaea cinxia (Glanville fritillary), 1985 nucleotides. RefSeq lists its product as uncharacterized. The transcript has 12 exons. Bases 1 to 1929 code for a protein of 642 amino acids. Lineage: Eukaryota; Metazoa; Arthropoda; Insecta; Lepidoptera; Nymphalidae. The record is from RefSeq and is a predicted model, not a curated record.
AUGACGCUAAGGAGAACGAUAUACAGAUUGAAAAAGAGUUAUUACUGCAUGGGGGUUGCAACAUUUCUAGUAACUUUCGCAAUGCUGUUGGUUUGGAAAUGGCACAUUGAUAGUGAGAUUAUUGAAGAGUACAAUCAUUUCUACGCACGCAAUUCCCAAAUAUAUUCCGAUACAGGAUGUCAGUUUCCAAUCCUGAAUCCAUUUUCGGAAGUAGCGAUGAAAUAUGACAAGAAUAUGCCAAAAGUUGCCUGCGAUGGUGAAGACUGGGUCGAAUGCGAUAUGUCCGAAUGUCAAGUAACAAAACAUAUUCUUCACAAAUAUAAAAACAUCAAAUGCCACUAUAAAGACAUUAUAUACGUGAACGAACACAACUACGUCAUAGCUCCUGCGGUAACUAUUUAUGACGACAACAAGUAUUUCUUAAAUACGAGCGACUUUUUUAAAGUUUCUUGCUUUGGAUAUGAUAGACACGGUUUAGGUUUAUUAUCAAAGCGAUGGCACGGAUACAAAUCUGGAAUACGACCCAUAACAAAUCCUCCUUCACCGACUGGUAGAGAAAAGAGUCUUAAUAUUUUAAUACUGGGCUUUGAUUCAACUUCACGAUACGGAUUUAUUCGGAAAAUGCCAAAAAGCUACAAAUAUAUAACACAGGAAUUACAAGGAAUUGUUCUUACAGGGUACAACAUAGUAGGCGAUGGGACCCCAGACGCUCUCUUCCCAAUACUUUCCGGAAGAACGGAAUUACAGCAUCCGUACGCACGACAGAGAUUCUCCAAACACAUAUAUCUCGAUCCGGAUUUAUUUAUCUUCCACACUGCGAAGCAGGAUGGUUAUCAAACGGCGUACUAUGAAGAUAUGCCAUGGAUAGGAUCAUUUCAGUACCGUUACAAUGGGUUCCGUAGGCAACCAACUGACCAUUAUUUAAGGUCGUUUCUGAUGGAAGAAUCUAAAGAAGGUUCGAAAUGGUGGAACGGCAUCAAAUAUAGAUAUUGUAUUGGAGCGAAACCGCAGUAUCUGCUCUUGCUGAAUUUAACCGGGCAGUUCAUGAAUUUAAAAAGCAAACGUUUUUGCUUCACGUUCAUUGCUGAUAUAUCUCAUGACGAUUUUAAUCGCAUCUCAACGGCCGACGAAGACGUCGUUGAUUUUCUCCGUGAUUUGAAAGGAAGUAAAAAAUUGGAAGACACUUUGCUUAUCGUUAUGGGUGAUCAUGGACCUAGAUUUUCACCAAUGCGUGCAACGUAUCAAGGUAAAAUUGAAGAAAGGAUGGCGUUUAUGUCUAUUAUACUACCUGAAAGUCUAAAGAAACAGCGUCCAGAUGCACUAGACAAUCUAAAAUCUAACAGUGAUGUCCUAACGACACCAUUUGAUAUACACACGACAAUAUUAGAUGCGAUGGGUCUGAAAAGGCUGGCUAGUGAUUUUGUUGUACCCAACUCGAAGAUUUUGAGAGGGUUGAGUCUUUUAGAAACGAUACCCAAAACACGUACGUGUGAUGAAGCGGCGGUAUUGCCUCACUGGUGUGUCUGUCUCAACGCGAGAUGGUACAAUGUGGAUCGAAAAGAUCCUAUGUAUAAGAAAAUUGCUGAUUCUCUCACAGAAUACAUUAAUAAUGUUACUGAAGAAAUGCGUCAAGUAUGCGUUGAACGCAAAUUAAAAUUGAUAGAAUGGGUGACACGACGAGAGUCCAAAACACCAAAUGUGUACUACCAAGCUAUGAUUAUAAUGACUCCCGGUCGUGCAGCAUAUGAAGCUUCUUUGCAAUAUAAUGAAAAAGAGAACAAAUUUAUCAUUUCCGAUAAAGAUGUUUCUAGAAUUUCAGCAUACGGCGAUGAACCUGCAUGUGUGAGUAAAACACACCCACAUUUGAAUAAAUACUGUUAUUGUAAAAGCAAUAUGCACAAAUCGUUUGAUUUAUUUAAAUUUUCUUAAUAAUUAUUCGUAUCGAUGUUUAAGUUGAAAAUGUUUAAUAAAGUGAUUACAUUUUG